Molecule: messenger RNA, 477 nt
Organism: Lactuca virosa
Lineage: Eukaryota; Viridiplantae; Streptophyta; Magnoliopsida; Asterales; Asteraceae
Source: the annotation of a GenBank genome assembly
AUGCUCGCUUUAAACCUGUUCACACCCCGCUCACAACGUCUUCUUCAAUUUGCCCCUUUUUCCCUUUCCCUAAUUCCGUUUCUUCAACAUCAUCUGGAGUCCGAAGAAAUUAAUGGCAGACUGGGGACCAAUACUUGUGGGUGUAGUACUCUUCAUAUUGUUGCAACCCGGACUCCUUUUUCAGUUACCCGGAAACGCCAAGCAGCUGGAGUUCGGGAGCAUGAGGACCAACGGCAAGGCUAUCGCCGUUCACACUCUCAUCUUCUUCGCCAUCUACACCAUUCUUGUCCUCGUCCUCCAUAUCCAUAUCUACACUGGCUGAUCUCAGAUCUAUCUGGAUCCCUAGGGCCUAGUUAAAGCUACGCAACUGAUCUUCAUUGUCGUAUCAGGUUUUGAUCGAUCAUUAACGGAUAGUGUUAUGUGUUAAUUAAUUAGCCUAUAUAUGUGUUUUUAACUUCCUAUCAAUCAAAACCUGCC